CUCUUCCUCUCUCUUGUCUCUCAUCAACAUGGGAAGCCUCUACCGAUCCUCAUCCGAACCGGCCAUCCAAGACCUGAAGGUGUCCAUCAACGACUCAACCCUCAUAUUCCCCUCUCAACAGCCCCAAGACACUCCCAUGUUCCUCUCCAACAUCGACCAAGUCCUCAACUUCCACGUCCAAACCCUCCACUUCUUCGAGUCUAACCCGGACUUCCCGCCCGAGGCCGCUGCAGAGCGGCUGAAGGCCGCUCUGCAGAAGGUCAUGGAGGCGUACGACUUCCUGGCCGGCCGCCUGAGGCCCAACCCCGAGACAGGGCGCCUGGAGAUCGACCCCAAGCCGGCCGGGGUCGGCUUUGUGGUCGCCUCCACCGAGUUUUUGCUCGCCGAGGUUGGCGAUCUCGUCUACCCUAAUCCGGCAUUCAUGCAGCUUAUUGUUCAGGGCUUGGAAAAGUUUGAUGAUCAACCACUAUGUGUUCUUCAGGUCACAUCAUUCAAAUGUGGUGGUUUUGCAAUGGGAAUAUCCACAAACCAUGCUUUAAUGGAUGGAAUAAGCUUCAAAAACUUCUUGGAAAACCUAGCUUCCCAAGCCUUCGACGACAAGCCCAUCCCCAUCGCCCCCUGCCACGACCGCCGCCUCCUCGCCGCCCGAUCCCCGCCCCAAGUCACCUUCCCCCACCCCGAGCUCCUCAAGCUCAAAACCCCCAUCGGCCAAGAGGAAACCCCCCCAAUCUUCGACUGCAAACAAGAAGACCUCGACUUCAAAAUCUUCACCCUCGCCCCAACCGACAUCACCUCCCUAAAAUCCGCCGCCGCCGCCUCCUCCUCCUCCAAAAAAAUCACCGGCUUCAACGCCGUCUCCGCCCUCAUCUGGCGCUGCAAAGCCCUGUCCCGCGCCGACAACUGCGACCGCGACCGCGAAUGCACUGUUCUAUACGCGGUCGACAUCCGGUCGAGGCUGCGGCCGCCCCUCCCGGCCGCCUACUGCGGCAACGCGGUGCUGACGGCCUACGCCACGGCCAAGUGCGGGGACUUGGAGGACGGGCCGUUCGGGAAGGCGGUGGACGCGGUGGCCGAGGGGGCAGCCCGGAUGAGCGACGAGUACGCGAGGUCGGCGAUCGAUUGGGGGGAAGUGUAUAAGGGCUUUCCCAAUGGGGAGUUCUUGAUUUCGUCGUGGUGGAGGUUAGGGUUUGAUGAAGUGGAGUAUCCGUGGGGGAAGCCUAAGUAUAGUUGCCCUUUGGUUUAUCAUAGGAAAGAUAUCAUAUUGUUGUUUCCUGAGGUUGGGGGAGUGGAGAGCAAUGGGGUGAAUGUGUUGGUGGCUUUGCCUCCUAAGGAGAUGGACAAGUUUCAAUCUCUCUUUCAUAAGUAUUUGUCCGGUAAUUAAUUAAGACAUAUAGAUAUCUUGUAAUGUAAACUUUUUAUUGUGUAAUUUUAUGCAUGUGUGUUUGUAUA
Salvia hispanica is the source of this 1449-nucleotide messenger RNA. It is a transcript of the gene GLC, whose product is annotated as HXXXD-type acyl-transferase family protein. NCBI's taxonomy places the organism in Eukaryota, Viridiplantae, Streptophyta, Magnoliopsida, Lamiales, Lamiaceae. Gene Ontology annotation, molecular function: acyltransferase activity, transferring groups other than amino-acyl groups. The record is from RefSeq and is a predicted model, not a curated record.